This is a messenger RNA of Dovyalis caffra, 852 nucleotides long. NCBI's taxonomy places the organism in Eukaryota, Viridiplantae, Streptophyta, Magnoliopsida, Malpighiales, Salicaceae. The record is from the annotation of a GenBank genome assembly.
AUGAGACCUCAAUUGCAAACCAGCAGCUUAAUCACUAGUAGCAUCACCACUAAUUUCACUAGCAAGAAGUGUAAACCUCAUCGUGUCUUGAAAGUCUCUGCAGGUUCCUUUUCUUAUCAGAAGUUCAUUCAUUUUGCUCUCGAUGAAACCAAACGCCACACCCUUUUGGUUCCUUCUCCUCUCCAGAUUUUGGAUUUUGCUGUUUUUGCCAGACCUGAAUUUGGUGUGCCCAUAUUUUGUGCCAAUUUUUUCACCACUGCCUCCAUAAACAUCAUUGUGUUGGACCUUAACCCCUUGCACAAUGUCAUUGACCAAAGAGGCUACAAGGAAAAGUACUUUGAUAGAUUAAUUCCUUUAGGUCUCAAGUACAGCGAGCUUUUUCCUUGGGGAGGAAAGCUCACAAGCGAGUCCUUGAAGUUUUUCUCACCGAUCGUGAUAUGGACCAAGUUUCCUCCAAGUCAGGAUAGAUAUGAUGCUUUAUAUUCCGCCUUCACAGAGUACUACAAGGCAUGGCUUGAACUGAUUGACCAAGCACCAGAGGAGAUAAAUGCAUCUCAUGUUAAAUGCAAUAGUCAAGCGCAGCAUAAGUAUCUGACAUGGAGAGCAGAAAAGGAUCCCGGCCAUGGAAUUCUUAAAAGGUUGAUUGGAGAAAGGCUUGCAAAGGACUUGGUUAGAAACUUCCUCUUCAAUGGACUUGAUGACCUAGGAAGUAAAGGAUUUUUGGAUUACUUUCCAGAAUAUCGCUGUGAGGAUGGGUCUAUAAAUGAGAAGCGCAGCAUCCUUGGAAGGUCUUUUGAAGAUCGUCCCUGGAAUGCCAGAGGAGAAUUUGUCGGUGAUGAUAUUGAGAUCUAG